AUGUCUAAACGGCAUAAUACAUCAUCAGUAGACAAUCGGGCCAAACGUCAACAGAUUGACGAUUUCCGAAAUGAUACAGAAUUUGUUAUCAGUGUCAAGACCACAAGCCAAGCGCUAGCGUUACUUGCUGAGCAGGCAGAUGAGCUGGUUGACUGUCUUCAAUCAUUAAAGCGACAAUUUUCGCAGAGCACAAACCCUACAGAUUUCCAAAUUGGAACAAUAAACUCAAAUUUAUCACGACUGACCAGGCGGCUACUUCCAUCAUUUCAGAUUAUUGGGUCUAUUGAUGAGCCCAUCACCGAGACGGCCAGGCCUCUAGCGAAGGAGACAUCCACGAGUACCGCCUUAGGAGCUGCCCAAGACUCACCAAAUAUACCGGUUCUGUCUCCUGUCACUGUGACACCAUGGAUCUCCUCAGAAAUAUCGCAAGAAUGGCCUCCUUUACCUCCAAUUCUUGACCCAAAGCUUGCCGAAGAAGCAUUUACGCACCCAGGUCUAGGCAUGGACUUCAGCUACGAGCGUCUAGAAUGGCUUGGAGACGCUUACCUUGAGCUGAUUGCGAGUUCUCUCAUCCAUCAGACAUUUCCAAAGCUGCGGUCCGGGCCUUUGUCUCAGCUACGCGAGAGAUUGAUUCGAAAUAUCACCCUUGCCGAAUAUUUCCGGUAUUAUGACAUGGAGAAGCGAGCCAAGCUUCCAAAUCACUUUGAUUCAAGUGGGGGGCUCGGAAGGGGCAGAUCAAAAGACAAAGAUUUGCUGAAGACGCAAGCCGACAUGUUUGAAGCCUACGUCGCGGCUGUUAUUCUCUCGGAUCCUCAAGAGGGGCUUGUUAAAGUGGUGGAGUGGCUCAAAGCCCUCUGGGGUAGAGCGAUCAAGGAGGAUAUUGAAAAAGCAGAGGCUGCAAAGCGGCGCCGCGAAACUCAAUCAACCGGAGUGGAGGCAACAGAAAAGAACUCUAAACAGCGGCUGAGUGUCAAAAUUGUGACCAAGGGAGUCAGCAUUGACUACAAAGAUCUCCCCGGCGAGAAAAGGGACAGGCAUUUGAAACUACCUCUUUAUACCGUCGGAGCCUAUUUAACCGGCUACGGCGAGGUAGGGAGACUACUAGCAGUCGGCACAGCCCUGAGCAAGAAAGAAGCUGGCCAGAAAGCUGCCGAAGCGGCAUUACAGAACAAGCGACUGAUACAGGCAUAUGAGGAAAAGAAGAGACAAUAUAUACAGGCCAGAGACGACAAUGCACUUGUUGACAGACUUUUGGGAUAG
Molecule: messenger RNA, 1260 nt
Organism: Trichoderma gamsii
Lineage: Eukaryota; Fungi; Ascomycota; Sordariomycetes; Hypocreales; Hypocreaceae
Product: RNase3 domain-containing protein
Exons: 2
Coding region: 1-1260 (419 amino acids)
Biological process (GO): primary miRNA processing; regulation of gene expression; rRNA processing
Cellular component (GO): nucleus
Molecular function (GO): double-stranded RNA binding; ribonuclease III activity
Source: RefSeq, a predicted model, not a curated record